Messenger RNA from Agrilus planipennis (emerald ash borer), 3105 nucleotides. RefSeq names its product PAN2-PAN3 deadenylation complex subunit PAN3 (gene PAN3). Gene Ontology annotation, biological process: protein phosphorylation; nuclear-transcribed mRNA poly(A) tail shortening; mRNA processing. The record is from RefSeq and is a predicted model, not a curated record. Bases 313 to 2274 code for a protein of 653 amino acids. The transcript is spliced from 14 exons. NCBI's taxonomy places the organism in Eukaryota, Metazoa, Arthropoda, Insecta, Coleoptera, Buprestidae. Gene Ontology annotation, cellular component: P-body; PAN complex. Gene Ontology annotation, molecular function: ATP binding; poly(A) binding; protein kinase activity.
UGACGACAACGGUUUAAGUGGUUAAUAUAAUAUAGACUUGUAAACAAACAUUUGUGAAAAAGAUAAUAACUUUGUUAUCACUCAUCAAUAAAAACAUAUUUCUUGUGAGUGCGUAGAGAGUACGAAAAACAACAAAACGUUAUUUUUAGGAACAAAAACAACUCUUGACAUUCCUCCUCCCCCACCAUUUCCAAAACGUAAAGGGUGAAAUAAAAAUGAAGUCGCAAUGAUGUGAAGAAUAAGCUUUGUUUUGUUUUUAAAUUUUAGUCGAGAUGGUAAGAAAAACGAAUUGAUUUGAUUCCAGGAAGUGAAAUGGACCAUCCUAUAUUCAUACCUUAUUCGCCUCCAAAUGGUGUACCUCAAGAAUCAAAACUUGCUACAUAUAUGAGUCGCCAGAAUACUAGUACACCAGUGAUUACAAAUUUAUCAUCAACAUUUUCAAAAAUAAAUAUUGGAUCUCCUAUAUCAUCCAAGAAAGUCGUAGCACAGUCUCCAGAAUUUAUUCCAGGAUCUCGAGUAGUUACAAAUAGUGCAUCAGCGUCUCCGAAUUUCUUUAGCUCAUUCCCAGGACUGGGUGAGUCUAUUACAUACCCACGUGCGAUCGAUUCACCUCACAGUGGAACAGUCUCUCCCCAUAUCACUCCACAGCCCUCCCCACCACCUCAUGCAAUCACAAAUUGCUCACCAAUUCCCCAGGUUGUUUUAGAGAAGCCUUCAGUUGUAGCUGCAUAUCAGGAAAAUGUAGGUGGCACUACGUAUUUUUAUCCGACAUCUGCAGAUAAUUCUGUGACGCCAAACGAUACAUUGAACUCGGUUGGGGUGGUUACUAGUAUCGCUUCCGGUUACCAGGUGUAUCCCGGCACCCCUAGUCACGUAGCUGCACUCAAGGGCCGUGGAGGCAACUCAUCCUACUUUGUUUCAGACGAUAUAAGACUCGACAUCCUCAACCGCAAUGCUCUCACGCUCAUGCAACCCGAUCCUGAACAAUUUCCAGAUCUUCCUCCAGAAGUGGAUAAUUACCAUGAAUUGUGCCCCAUCGAACCCAUUCCAUCGAAUCCCCUCCAUAAAGCUCACUUAGGUUACCAAGCGUCAAUGUACAAAGCCACCCAUGUAAAGACUGGCACCAGAUAUUGUUUAAGAAGAAUACACGGUUUCCGUCUUCAAAACACGAAAUGUAUGGCUUAUGUGGACCUAUGGAAGAAACUCAUCCAUUCCAACAUUGUACAACUAAAGGAGGUUUUUACCACCAAAUCCUUCGGAGAUAAUUCAUUAGUUUUCGUUUACGACUAUCAUCCAGGGUCGGAAACGUUGCUGUCGAAGCAUUUUUCUCCGGAUCAACUGAACGGAUAUACAGACCCCUUUGCGACCGAUCCUGCAGCUCCAAGACCUUACAGUCACCAGAAGAACAAUAUUCUUCGCUACCAACAGACUAACAAACUCCCUGAGCCUCUUAUAUGGAAUUAUAUCAUCCAGUUAACAUCAGCACUCAGAAUUAUCCAUGCGGCAGGUUUAGCUUGCCGUAGCCUGGAUCCUACAAAAAUUAUCCUAACAUCAGGCAAGCGUUUAAGAUUAAGCUGUUUGGGGGUGAUGGAUGUAAUUAUGAAUGACACAAGUACAACGAGCAACCCCAUUGCCCUGGUACAACACUAUCAGCAGGAAGACUUGACAGCUCUUGGAAAACUUGUGCUUGCCCUUGCUUGCAAGUCUACGAUGGCGGUUCAACGUGAGAAUAUAUCAACAGCUUUGGAAGUCGUAUCCAGAACGUACACGCCUGAUCUACGUAAUCUAAUCAUGUACCUUUUGUCAACGCAACAAAGAAGAAGUGUAACCGAUUUAAUGCCGAUGAUCGGGGCCCGUUUCUAUACCCAAUUGGACAACGUCCAGUCACGCACAGACAUCCUGGAGAACGAGGUUGCUAAGGAGAUGGAAAACGGUCGUCUCUUCAGGCUCAUGGUUAAACUGGGAACUAUUAACGAACGACCAGAGUUUAAUUUAGAUGGAACGUGGUCGGAGACGGGAGACAGGUACAUGUUAAAAUUAUUUAGGGACUACGUAUUUCACCAGGUCACUGAGGAUGGUCGUCCAUGGCUGGAUAUGGCUCAUGUUGUACAAUGUUUAAACAAAUUGGAUACAGGUGUACCUGAAAAGGUUUGCCUAAUGAGUAGAGAUGAGCAAAGUAUUUUGGUUGUGAGUUAUGCAGAGUUAAAACACUGUCUCGAGCAGUCGUUUGGAGAAAUACUUAACGCGUCGAUGGCGUCCCAGAACGUCACAUAAUGAUAAUAAUACUGAUAAAAGUAGUUGUCGUCUUUCAAAAAAAAAAGAUAAAAAUUAAAAAAAAUCAACAGAAACGAGAAGGGGGAAAUGAUUUGGAUCAGUUAAAGAAUCAGGAUAAUUAAGAAAGAAAUUGUACAAAAACAGGAACGAAACAAGUCGUUGUUGUGUAGUAAUUUUAUUAUUGGUGCAUAUAAUUAUCUAUUGUUAUUAUUAUUAAUUAUUGCUAUGCGGAUGUACAAUCUAUUUUUAAAUAGCAUCCUUUUAAACGUUGUUAUGAAAGAUGGUAUUUUUAAGGGGCUUACAAAUAUAUAAUUUUUGUAUAUUAGGUUUCUCAUUAAGAAUUGCACUUUUUUGCCUAGAUAUGGACAAAUUUUGAAUAAAAUGUUAAAAGUCUUCGAUGGAGAUUUCGUUGUACUAUAUUUAACUUCCAUUUCUGUGAUAGUGUGUAAUUUUCUUUUAAAGGUUGAAUUUAAUUGUUUAUUGUAAAAUAAUGCGAGUAUAAAAUUACCACAAAGUCAAUAAAGGUAAAUUAAAUAUAAAAAAUUUUCGGGAUAACUUUUGUUAAGUUCAAUAGGAAAAUGUUUCAUCUUUUAGUAAAAUUUUAAUUACAUAAUAACAUAGGGCAUUUAAACGGUUUAUUGAUAUAAAAGAAUGCAUUACUGAUGUAAUUUUUGUUUCUGUAUAUUUUUGUGUCUGAAGUGAGUCCCUUAGAGGUGACUUAAUUUCACUCAUCCGAUCAUUUCCUCCUUUCUACGUUAACGAAUUAAUUUAAUGAAUAAUUGUAACGUUGCAGCUCUUUAGGAUAUAAUAAUAAUAAAAGAAAAAAAUGAA